This is a messenger RNA of Ruditapes philippinarum (Manila clam), 840 nucleotides long. RefSeq lists its product as uncharacterized. NCBI's taxonomy places the organism in Eukaryota, Metazoa, Mollusca, Bivalvia, Venerida, Veneridae. The record is from RefSeq and is a predicted model, not a curated record.
UAUAAACACCUUUAUCAUAUGAUGUAUUGUCUAGUUUAUGACUAAGGUGAAUGAAAUAACAUUUAUCAACAAUAACUUGCCAAUAUAUAUUUUUCAACGUAUUAAGUUAAACAGAUACAAUUUUGUAUAUCUACUCUAAAUCGUUGUAAUUACCCUUUCAGAUGACGAGCAGACCAGCGAGACAAAUGUCAUUAUCUUUCUUAAAAAAAAUAUGCUUUCAACUCUUAAGACGGAAACUAAAGAUUGUCUUUUUGAAGAGAUUAUAGGACUCUUUAAUAUGAGUGACGUUAGUAUUGACGAUAUUCAGAACAUUCCAAAAUACAGAAGUGACCUUGACUUAAAAGAGAUUUGUAGACACCUGUCCUCAACAUUUAAAGAUAUUUGUGGUGUUGGAUGUCGAAUGCAAAAACUACAAAUUGUUGUGAAAGAUGUUCAGACCUUUACUACGGAAGAAAAGCAAAAUAGGCUCCGACAAGUUUUACGUGACUUCAAAAUCUCUGCGUACGAACUCGUUCCAAUGUCAAUUAAAAAAUAUUUAACACCUGGUGAUAGCGUCGCUGUUGGUUACGUCCGCAGUGGAAGUUUUGGUUGCUUUGCCAAAGAAAACAAUACUCAAAACCACGAGACAGUGAUGUAUGGACUAUUCUCAAAACAUUUAGUGCCAUCAAGUGAACAAAUAAACGUGUUGCAUGUAAUGGAAGGUGGUGAACCCAAAAGCGUUGGCAAUGUUAUAGGCAGCACUGUGGAAGGUGGCAAACUUGAUAUAGCAGCAGCGGCUCUUUCUAUAAGAAAAGAUGAAUGUGACGCAAGGUUUAAAACAGCCAGGGGUAAACAAAUUUC